AAAACAUGCCGAAAUGAUUCUGGCACGGCGCAUAAAGUUGCGCACUAAUUUUAGUGCAAAUCUUGAACUAACCGUAAAAAAACUGUCUUCAAGGUCAUCACUGAACUUUGAGGAUGAAAAAGUUAAAGACUCCAGCAAAGUCAUCGGGCUUACAUUAAAUCAGCAGAAAAACAUUUUAAAACGGCGGCCAGUCUACGAUGAAAAUAUGCGUUUGCUCAAAGUUGCCAUCAUUGGGGCGCCUAAUGCUGGAAAAUCCACACUCGCUAACAAGCUCAUCAAUUGGAAAUUUUCAUCGGUUUCUCAAAAAGUCCACACCACUAGACACAGGACAUUGGGUGUCCUGACUGAAAGUAAUAAGCAAGUGAUUUUCCUAGACACCCCAGGUGUAAUAGUACCAUCUAAAGUCAAAAAACACAAUUUAGAGAUGAGUUUGUUAGUUGAUCCCCACCAAGCCCUGCAUGAAGCUGACUUGAUACUAGUCGUAGUGGAUGUCUCAAAUUUGUGGCACAGAACACACCUGGAAGAGGAGAUUAUGAAGAUGCUUGUAUAUCACGCCAAUAAACCUUCCCUAUUGGUCCUUAAUAAGGUGGAUUUGCUGAAGAGCAAAGAGGAAGUACUAAAUGUCAUUAGAAUCCUAACGGAAGGAUGCUUAAACGGAAGGAAGUAUUACCAAUCAGGCCAGGGAAAACAAAAAAAUUUAGCCAAAGACUCUGAUGCAAAUUUUCUUGAAAAUUUAUUUAAAAGGAUGAAAGAGGAAAUGGAAAAAGAGAAUGAGAAAAAUGGGAAUUCCCAUUCCAGGACGGAAAUAGAUGUGAAUAUUGCCACUACUACUACUACUGAUGAUGAUGAUGAUGGUGGCGAAUCGUCAUCAUCAUCAGUAUCGUCAUCUUCAUCCACAUCAUCAUCGCCAUCAGUAGCAUCAUCAUUAUUAUCAUCAUCACCGUCUUCAUCAUCAUCAUCUUCAUCCACAUCGUCUACGCCAUCAUUAGCAUCAUCAUCAUCAUCGUCAUCAUCAUCACUUUCCUUGCCACCAGCUUCACAAUCGUCGUCUGUUUUGCCUAAUUUGAAGAGGCAAUUGGUUAGUGUAGAUAGGGGCAGUGUUAAUUUGAGAGAGCAAGUUCAAUGGCUGGCUUACUAUUCUAAGCUAAACGAGAUUGGUAGAGAGAUGAGGCACUGCUACGGCUGGCCUUAUUUCAAGGAGGUCUUCGUCAUCUCGGCAGCUAGUGGCGACGGCAUUUAUGAAUUAAAAAACUACCUAGUCGACUUGAGCAUCCCUUCAAAGUGGUUGUUCCACGAGCAGGUGGUGACCAAUCAGAAUCCACUACAGCUGGCACGUGACAUCGUCCUCGAGAAGCUUCUAGAUAACCUCGCUGAAGAGAUACCAUACCAGAUUGAAAUUAAAUUAGUAACGUGGCACGUAGAUGAUGAGGAUCUUCUCAGAGCUCAGUUUGAACUGUCAUGCAGCAAGAAGCGACACAUUCACAAACUGUUGGGAAAGAAUGGCGAAACGAUAAGAAAGAUUUCGAUGGAGGUAAAGCAGGAGUUGAUGAACGCCUUCAAGCGCGAGAUGUCGCUGCAGCUAAUUGUCCGGGGCAACUCUAAAACUAAGCCCCCUAUUAAAAAAUAAAAUUUCCUAUUAAAGUUUGAACUAAUUUUUAUUCACUUUUACCAAAUUUUAGUGAAAAUCUGGUAAAUUUUUAUUCUAAAAUAUUUUACUUAUUUUCCAAGUGAAUUUUAGUUAGAUUUAAGAAUUCUCAUCUAAUUCCGAGCAAAUUUUUAAUAAAUUUGGUUAUUUUUAAAUAAAUUUAAUUUAAAAUAAAUUUUUCGAAUAUUUCAUUGGAUUUUUUGUUUUUUUUUUUGUUUAGUUUGGAAUAAAAUUUUA
Helobdella robusta is the source of this 1882-nucleotide messenger RNA. RefSeq lists its product as hypothetical. NCBI's taxonomy places the organism in Eukaryota, Metazoa, Annelida, Clitellata, Rhynchobdellida, Glossiphoniidae. Gene Ontology annotation, biological process: ribosomal small subunit assembly. Gene Ontology annotation, cellular component: mitochondrial matrix. The transcript is spliced from 11 exons. Gene Ontology annotation, molecular function: rRNA binding; GTP binding; ribosomal small subunit binding. The coding region runs from base 14 to 1627 and encodes 537 amino acids. The record is from RefSeq and is a predicted model, not a curated record.